AUGUUGAGUCCUUUGAUAGAUGAAAAGGAAGAAAGCAAUAAUAUUCCAAAGCAAAAAAACCAUCUAACACUUGCAAUUUCAGAAGCAAAAUGCAUUGGAAAUAUUGCAUUUCCAAUGAUAUUUACAGGCCUAAUUCUUUAUUCACGUUCAAUUAUUUCCAUGAUUUUUCUUGGUCAUUUAGGGGAACUUUCUUUAGCUGGUGGUUCACUUGCAAUUGGAUUUGCAAAUAUAACCGGUUAUUCAAUUCUUUCAGGUUUAGCCAUGGGAAUGGAACCAAUUUGCGGACAAGCUUUUGGUGCUAAAAGAUUCAACAUUUUAGGCCUUACAUUACAAAGAACUAUUCUUUUGCUACUUUUAACCUCAAUUCCCAUUUCAAUUUUGUGGCUAUUUAUGCAAAAACUCUUGAUUCUUUGUGGCCAAGAUCAUGAAAUUGCAAAUAUGGCACAAAAUUACAUUCUUUUUUCACUCCCUGAUCUUUUUGCUCAAUCACUUUUACACCCCCUAAGAAUUUAUCUUCGUUCACAAUCCAUCACAUUGCCUUUAACUUUUUGUGCUAUUUUUGCAAUUAUUCUUCACAUCCCAAUUAAUUAUUUCUUAAUCAAAAUUCUUAAUCUUGGGAUUAAAGGUGUUGCCUUAAGUGGGGUUUGGACAAAUUUCAAUCUUGUUGGAUCAUUAAUUAUUUAUAUUAUAUUUUCAAAGAUUUAUAAGAAAACUUGGAGUGGAAUUUCUUUAGAGUGUUUUAAGGGAUUGAAAUCACUUCUUAAUUUAGCAAUUCCAAGUUGUAUUAGUGUUUGUUUAGAGUGGUGGUGGUAUGAAAUUAUGAUUUUAUUAUGUGGGAUUUUAAUUAAUCCUCAAUCAACAGUUGCAUCAAUGGGAAUUUUAAUCCAAACAACAUCUUUAAUCUACAUUUUCCCAUCAUCAUUAAGCUUUGGUGUAUCAACAAGAGUUGGAAAUGAGUUAGGUGCUAAUCGUCCAAAUCGCGCUAAAUUAGCAGCUAUUAUUGGACUAUGUACAAGUUUCGUCUUGGGAAUCUCAUCCUUAUUUUUUGCUAUUCUGGUACGUAAUAUUUGGGCAAAAAUGUUCACUCAAGAUCAAGAAAUUAUGAAAUUAACCGCGAUGGUGUUACCUAUUAUAGGGCUUUGUGAACUUGGGAAUUGUCCACAAACAACAUGUUGUGGUGUGUUAAGAGGAACAGCUAGGCCUAAAUUAGGUGCUAAUGUUAAUUUAGGAUGUUUUUAUCUAGUUGGAAUGCCAAUUGCAAUUUGGUUAAGUUUUUUUAUGGGAUUUGAUUUUAAAGGAUUAUGGCUUGGAUUAUUAGCUGCACAAGGUUCAUGUGCUGUGACUAUGAUGUUAAUUAUAUUGGUUAAGACUAAUUGGGAAGAUCAAGCAAGAAGAGCAAAAGAACUUAUUAAUGGUGAUUGUGAUAAUCAAGAUGAAAAGAUAGAGGAUUAUUUGGAAUCAUUGGAUUAUCACAAGUUGGAAAAUUCAAAUGUUUGAUUUUUUAUUUUUUUUCAU
This is a messenger RNA of Solanum stenotomum, 1515 nucleotides long. Its product is annotated as protein DETOXIFICATION 49-like. Gene Ontology annotation, molecular function: xenobiotic transmembrane transporter activity; antiporter activity. Gene Ontology annotation, cellular component: membrane. Gene Ontology annotation, biological process: xenobiotic detoxification by transmembrane export across the plasma membrane. Lineage: Eukaryota; Viridiplantae; Streptophyta; Magnoliopsida; Solanales; Solanaceae. The transcript has a single exon. The coding region runs from base 1 to 1497 and encodes 498 amino acids. The record is from RefSeq and is a predicted model, not a curated record.